Messenger RNA from Blastocystis hominis, 733 nucleotides. RefSeq lists its product as hypothetical. The transcript has 5 exons. Lineage: Eukaryota; Bigyra; Opalinata; Blastocystidae. Gene Ontology annotation, molecular function: nucleic acid binding. Bases 23 to 460 code for a protein of 145 amino acids. The record is from RefSeq and is a predicted model, not a curated record.
ACUUUGGUGUGAAGUAAACAACAUGGCUUCUGGAGCAGAUAUCCAACGGCUUGGAAGAAAGCACAUGGAGAUGCUUUCGAGUAUGCAGAAUAUCAGUGCUUCAUCUGGAACCUCUGUGUAUGGAAAGAAGAUUUUGAAAAUGAUGGGGUGGGCAGAUGGUGAAGGUUUGGGCAAAGAAGGAACGGGUAUAAAGGAGAGUAUUAUAGUAAAGAAGAAGGACGACGAGGAAGGAGUUGGUUACAAAGAAGAGCAGAGCAACAAAUGGGGAGAAUGCUGGUGGUUCAAUGCAUAUGACUCUGCGGUGAAGAAGAUCGGUUCAAGUUCGACCGACACUGAUUCUGAGUCCGAUUCAUCUGUCUCCGUUUCGACACCCAAGGUAUAUUCAGAUGCGGAGUUGUUUGCGGCAUGUAAAGGUAGACGAUUAGGAAUGCGAGCUCGAAGGAGUCAGGCAAAAGAUUGAUGAGUUGGAUAACGAAUAGAAGGGGAAAUGGGAGAGAACGGAGGAUGCGGAGACAUUACCCGAGAUAGCGGAGUCGAUUUAUGAUGAGAAGAAGAAGGAUAAGAAGAAGAAGGAUAAAAAGGAAAAGAAAGAUAAAAAGGAUAAAAAGGAAAAGAAAGAAAAGAAGGAAAAGAAGGAUAAAAAGAAAGAGAAACAUAGCGAGAAGAAGCACAAGAAGGAGGAGAAGAAGCACUCUAAGGAUAAGGAUAAGGAUAAGAAGAAGAAGCAAGAAUA